Acanthosepion pharaonis is the source of this 2067-nucleotide messenger RNA. NCBI's taxonomy places the organism in Eukaryota, Metazoa, Mollusca, Cephalopoda, Sepiida, Sepiidae. The record is from the annotation of a GenBank genome assembly.
AUGCGCAUACACGUUCCCCUUUUCCUUUCAUUUUUCUGUAUAUUUCUCUCGCUCUUUUUCAUAUCUAUCUCUCAUCUACUUUCCCCACUCUCUGUCCUUUUUCUACCCACUCUUUAUGUUUCUCUCUAUUCUUAUCUAUCACCCCUCUCCUUUCUACUCUCUCUGUCAUUUUUCUACCCCCUCUUUGUUACUUUCUAUUCUUAUCUAUCUCUCCUCCCCUUUCUACUCUCUCUGUCAUUUUUCUACCCACUCUUUAUGUUUCUCUCUAUUCUUAUCUAUCACCCCUCUCCUUUCUACUUUCUCUGUCAUUUUUCUACCCACUCUUUAUGUUUCUCUCUAUUCUUAUCUAUCUCUCUUCUCCUUUCCCCUCUCUCUGUCAUUUUCUACCCCCUCUUUGUUACUUUCUAUUCUUAUCGAUCUCUCCUCUCCUUUCUACUCUCUCUGUCAUUUUUCUACCCUUUCUUUAUGUUUCUCUCUAUUCUUAUCUAUCACCCCUCUCCUUUCUACUCUCUCUGUCAUUUUUCUACCCCCUCUUUGUUACUUUCUAUUCUUAUCUAUCUCUCCUCCCCUUUCUACUCUCUCUGUCAUUUUUCUACCCACUCUUUAUGUUUCUCUCUAUUCUUAUCUAUCUCUCCUCUUCUUUACUCUCUCUCUGUCAUUUUUCUACUCCCUCUUUGUUUCUUUCUAUUCUUAUCUAUCUCUCCCUCCGUUUCUACUAGCUCUGUCUUUUUUGAACCCACUCUUUAUGUUUCUCUCUAUUCUUAUCUAUCACCCCUCUCCUUUCUACUCUCUCUGUCAUUUUUCUACCCCCUCUUUGUUACUUUCUAUUCUUAUCUAUCUCUCUCUCCCCCUUUCUACUCUCUCUGUCAUUUUUCUACCCCUCUUUAUGUUUCUCUCUAUUCUUAUCUAUCUCUCCUCUCCUUUACUCUCUCUCUGUCAUUUUCUACUCCCUCUUUGUUUCUUUUCUAUUCUUAUCUAUCUCUCCCUCCGUUUCUACUAGCUCUGUCUUUUUUGAACCCCUCUUUAUGUUUCUCUCUAUUCUUAUCUAUCACCCUCUCCUUUCUCUCUCUCUGUCAUUUUUCUACCCCCCUCUUUGUUACUUUCUAUUCUUAUCUAUCUCUCCCCCUUUCUACUCUCUCUGUCAUUUUUCUACCCCUCUUUAUGUUUCUCUCUAUUCUUAUCUAUCUCUCCUCUCCUUUACUCUCUCUCUGUCAUUUUCUACUCCCUCUUUGUUUCUUUCUAUUCUUAUCUAUCUCUCCCUCCGUUUCUACUAGCUCUGUCUUUUUGAACCCCUCUUUAUGUUUCUCUCUAUUCUUAUCUAUCACCCUCUCCUUUCUACUCUCUCUGUCAUUUUUCUACCCCUCUUUGUUACUUUCUAUUCUUAUCUAUCUCUCCUCCCCUUUCUACUCUCUCUGUCAUUUUUCUACCCACUCUUUAUGUUUCUCUCUAUUCUUAUCUAUCUCUCUUCUCCUUUCCCCUCUCUCUGUCAUUUUCUACCCCCUCUUUGUUAUUUUCUAUUCUUAUCUAUCUCUCCUCCCCUUUCUACUCUCUCUGUCAUUUUUCUACCCACUCUUUAUGUUUCUCUCUAUUCUUAUCUAUCUCUCCUCUCCUUUCCCCUCUCUCUGUCAUUUUUCUACCACCUCUUUGUUUCUUUCUAUUCUUAUCUAUCUCUCCUCCCCUUUCUACUCUCUCUGUCAUUUUCUACCCUCUCUUUAUGUCCCUCUCUAUUCUCAUUUACUACUCUUUCUCUCUUCACUUUCUGUUUCUCUCUUAAUUUCUCUCUCUCCUCUCUCUAUUUCCUUUUCUCUAUCUCUUUCCUCUCUGCUCUUAUUGUGUUCUCUAUCUCUCUCGCCCUUUCUCUCUCAUUUCUUUCCAUCUCUCUAUCUCUCCGCUUAUCUCUGUUCCCGUCUCUCUAUUUUCCCUUUUUUUCUAUUUCGCUUUUCUUUUUUGUUUCUGCCCCUCUCUUUUAUUAACACUCCACCUAACACUUUUCUUUUCUCCUCCUUUUCUUCUCUCUCUCUCUCUCUCUUUUCUCCUCUCUGCAUUUAUGUAUCCCUCUCUUUUUGA